AUGAAUGUGACACAAGUUGCUAGAUACACCAAGGGACCGCAAGAGACAGCAGAAGAAACAGCUAUGAUCUUUAUAAAUGACAAGCAUAUCCUUUUAGGAAGAGGAAAAGGUCCAAAUGGACACCCAGGAAACAUUCGUAUGAGACGGAUCGUCGACAAGUACCGAACUCAGUACCAUGAGGUCGAACGUACGGAAAAGCGUCUUGUGGUGAGGAAAGUACACGACGAGGUGAUAAGUGGCGGAACUAAGUUUCUGAAACGAUCCGAGACAGAAGAUGGAUGGGAGGAAGUUACUGUCAAUAUUGCGUUGGAAAAGGUUGGACAUUCACUGAGAUGUUUCAAGCGCCGGAGCAAGGGUCGAGGUGUAAAUCGUUCCAAUCCAGUCACAAGCCGAAACGAGUCAUCUGUACCAAGUGAAAUUACUGCAACUCUCAAUGCCACUUCACCGCCGAGAAUGAGGAGCUCACAAGGAGUUGGGCAGGAUCGUAUGCCUGGACUGCAAUAUGUCCCAGGAAUGACCAGCACGAUGACGUCUACGCCUACCGAAGCGGGGUUGUUUCCGAGUGUUCCUCUUUUGAGGAAUGGAUCUGUGAGAUUCGGCGUUUCUUCUUUAUUGCCAAACCAAUCAUCUUCGUUGGAUGCAUAUCUGAGAGGGAUGGAGAGGAACCGAUUGCUUUCCGAGCUGGUUGUGGCUAGAACAGUACACCUACCAGCACUUUCGGGCACCUUGAGUGAUGCUUUCUCGUCACGACAAUUGUACGGCGUAAUGGAGCAGGAGCAACAAAUUCGUCAGUUACUCUUGCGGCAGCAUUUCAUGGCAAGCCAAAAUAGAGAGCUACCGCCCUGGUAUUCAGGAUAG
Cylindrotheca closterium is the source of this 858-nucleotide messenger RNA. NCBI's taxonomy places the organism in Eukaryota, Bacillariophyta, Bacillariophyceae, Bacillariales, Bacillariaceae. The record is from the annotation of a GenBank genome assembly.